Pseudogymnoascus verrucosus is the source of this 4615-nucleotide messenger RNA. RefSeq lists its product as uncharacterized. The record is from RefSeq and is a predicted model, not a curated record. Gene Ontology annotation, molecular function: ABC-type transporter activity; ATP binding; ATP hydrolysis activity. Gene Ontology annotation, cellular component: membrane. The transcript is spliced from 3 exons. Lineage: Eukaryota; Fungi; Ascomycota; Leotiomycetes; Thelebolales; Thelebolaceae. Gene Ontology annotation, biological process: transmembrane transport. Bases 368 to 4615 code for a protein of 1415 amino acids.
CUUCAAAGAUUGGUGCUGGUCUUAUUGGUGUAUAAGACCGGCGGCGUUGAGUACUUCAUAUUCACACGAAUUUACGUGCGGUAUAGGUAUAUUUUCUUAGUGUGGAAGUAGUACUUGUUAUGCCACCAUUUGAUACUUUGGCCUCUCAUAAUGACAGGAGGGGUAUACUUCUGCCACGCACAGUUUUGUAUGACCUCAGAGGUAUCUGUUAGGCCUGGGCCGAACCCAUACUUUCUGACUAUUCGAAGCUAUAGCUUAAUAAUGGCCUCCAUAGCUGUUGAUAAGGGAAGCUCUGCUUCAUCAUUGCAGCCCUGCUCGACAUGGACCCUGUCCGUUGAAGAGAUUCGAGCAAGGCGACGUGUUCAAUAUGGCUGACCAAAAUAUCGAGCGAUUGAUGAGCCGCAUGUUCGGACAUGGACGGCAAGAAACUUCCGAAGAAGAGAAGACAAGGCACGUUGGAGUGGUAUUCAGGCACUUGACAGUCAAAGGCGUAGGGCUUGGGGCAAAGAUACAACCUACAGUCGGCGAUCUCUUUAUGGCAUUACCGCGAAAGAUUGGAGCUGUUUUCAGCGGGAAUAAGAAAGCCCAUGGGGGACCGCCGAUACGGACAAUCAUCAAUGACUUUAGCGGUGUCAUCAAGCCAGGGGAGAUGGUCCUGGUGCUUGGUCGUCCAGGGAGUGGUUGCUCAACCUUUCUGAAAGUGCUUGGGAAUCAAAGAGCUGGCUUCAAGAGCGUCGAAGGGGACGUGUGCUAUGGAGGAGAGUCAGCAGCAACCAUGGCCAAGGAGUUCAGAGGAGAAGUGCUAUACAACCCCGAAGACGACCUCCACUAUGCGACAUUAAGCGUCAAGCGGACUCUAGAGUUUGCGCUCAGGACAAGGACACCAGGAAAAGAGUCGAGGAUGGACGGCGAGAGCCGCGAACAAUACAUCAAAGUGUUCUUAAAGGCGCUCACACAGCUAUUCUGGAUCGAGCAUACACUGAACACGUUCGUCGGCAGCGAGCACGUCCGUGGCGUAUCGGGAGGAGAGAGGAAGCGUGUUAGCAUUGCCGAAGCUAUGAUAACGAAGGCUUCGACACAGAUGUGGGACAAUUCUACAAGAGGCCUCGAUGCGUCUACAGCAUUGGAAUAUGUGAACAGCAUCCGGACAUUGACCACAAUGGCCAAGAUAUCGACGGCUGUGGCCUUAUAUCAAGCUGGAGAAAGUUUAUACAAAGCGUUCGACAAGGUAUUAUUAAUCGACGAAGGUCGAUGCUGCUAUUAUGGCCCAGCAGACGCCGCCGUCGAAUAUUUUGAAAACCUCGGGUUUGAGCGCCCCGAAAGAUGGACAACAGCCGAUUUCCUCACCUCCGUCACUGACAAGCACGAACGGCGGGUGAGAGAGGGAUGGUACGAUAGGAUACCCAAAACCCCUGAACAGUUUGAGGCCGCUUUCCGCGGAAGCGAGAUCGAGAAAGCAAAUUGGCGCGAACUGGAUGGAUAUCAAAGUCUUGUUGAGGAGCAGAUUCGCAGGAGAGCCGAGGCGAUGACGAAGAAGACUGCGAAGAAGAAUUAUACGCUCCCAUUCUACCUACAAGUUUUGGCGUGCACAAACGAGCAUUUCUUCGUUAUGCUGGGUGAUCGACAGACUUUGAUUGGGAAAUGGAGCGGUAUCCUCUUCCAAGGUCUUAUUGUUGGCUCGCUGUUCUUCAACAUGCCGAAAACAACACAAGGUGUGUUUGAGAGAGGGGGUGUGAUGUUUUUUAUGCUGUUAUUCAAUGCUCUCCUUGCUUUGGCAGAAUUGACUGCUGCGUUUCAAAGCAGGCCUAUCAUGAUGAAGCACAAGGCCUUCUCGUUCUACCGUCCUGCGGCUUAUGCCAUUGCUCAAGUUGUUAUUGAUUUGCCUUUAGUUCUUAUCCAGGUCUCUAUAUUUGAUCUAGUGGUUUACUUUAUGUCUAAUCUCCAGCGCACACCAAGCCAAUUUUUCAUUUCUUUGUUAAUUCUUUGGACCUUGACUCUGGCUAUGUACUCCUUCUUCCGUGCCAUCGGGGCCUGGGCUGGUUCUCUAGAUGUUGCAACUCGGUUUACAGGACUUGCCAUCCAAAUAUUUGUCACAUAUACGGGGUAUCUUAUUCCCCCGAAAAAAAUGCGGCCCUGGCUGUCGUGGCUUCGAUGGAUCAACCCGGUUCAAUACGGCUUUGAGGGCCUAAUGUCCAACGAGUUUUACAACCUCGAAGUCCAAUGUGUUCCUCCAGUGCUCGUUCCAACUGGCCCCGAUGCGCGGCCUCAGUUCCAGUCAUGUGCGCUCCAAGGGUCGGAGCCAGGGAAGACCUCUGUUUCUGGAAAGAAUUAUAUCAUGACGGGUUUCGACUAUACCAGGUCACACCUUUGGCGAAAUAUCGGAAUCAUUAUCGGCUUCUGGCUAUUUUUCGUUGCUCUCGCGGCGCUGGGAAUGGAGCGACAGAAACCUAAUGCUGGUGGUGGUGCAGUUACAGUCUUCAAGCGCGGCGGAGCUCCAAAAGCUGUUGAGAAGGCCAUCAAGGAGAAAGACGCCAAUGGGACCGACGCUGAAGCUGGAAGAGAGAGCUCAGACGACAACAGGGAUGAGAGACCUCAAAAUUCCGGUGGAGGAAUGAGGGAGGGAAUAGCGAGGAACGAAACGGUCUUUACCUUCCAGAACGUUAACUUCACAAUUCCUUACGAGAAAGGGGAGAGAAAGCUACUUCAAGGGGUUAAUGGUUAUGUAAGACCUGGCGAGCUAACAGCACUGAUGGGCGCCAGUGGUGCAGGGAAGACAACUUUGCUCAACACGCUCGCGCAGAGAGAGGAUGCUGGUGUUGUCACUGGUGAUUUUCUAGUAGAUGGGAGACCGCUUCCCCUGUCGUUCCAGCGUUCCACAGGCUUUGCUGAGCAGAUGGAUAUCCAUGAGCCUACAGCCACUGUUCGUGAAGCAUUUCGGUUCUCGGCUCUGUUACGCCAACCAAAGGAGGUUCCGAAGAAAGAGAAAUAUGAAUAUGUCGAGAAGAUUAUUGACCUGCUGGAAAUGCAUGAUCUAGCCGAGGCCAUAAUUGGAGAGAUUGGACAUGGGCUUAACCAAGAGCAACGGAAGAAAGUCACGAUUGGAGUUGAGCUUGCCUCAAAGCCGGAAUUACUACUUUUCUUGGAUGAGCCGACGUCCGGACUGGAUAGCCAGGCUGCGUUUAAUAUCGUGAGGUUUCUACGGAAGCUGGCUGAUGCUGGGCAGGCAAUCCUCUGCACCAUCCAUCAACCGUCUGCAGUCCUAUUUGAGGAAUUUGAUGAACUCCUACUUCUCAAAUCUGGAGGACGAGUUGUCUUCCAUGGUACGCUGGGGAAAGAUAGUAAGGAUAUGAUUGAAUAUUUUGAAGAGAACGGCGCCAAGGAGUGCCCGAAGGAUGAGAAUCCGGCAGAGUACAUGCUGGAGGUAAUCGGCGCAGGUGAUCCCAAUUACGACGGGCCUGACUGGGCGGAUAUUUGGGAGAAAUCAAAGGAUGCCAAGGAUAGGCAGGGUGAGAUUCAGAGGCUGGUCCAAGACCGUCGACAGGCCACGGCAGGGCACGGAGGGGCCAGGAAGGAUGACAGGGAGUAUGCUAUGCCAUAUAGCACGCAGAUCUUGGCUGUGAUUAAGAGAUGCUUUAUUGCCUACUGGCGAACCCCCCAAUACUUCUUUGGGAAGCUGGUUCUUCAUAUAAUUACUGGUCUCUUCAACACAUUCACCUUCUGGAAACUAGGCAACUCAAGCAUCGACAUGCAAUCCCGCCUCUUCACCAUCUUCAUGACCAUGACCAUCGCCCCGCCCCUAAUCCAACAGCUCCAACCCCGCUACAUCUCCUUCCGCGACGUCUUCAAAUCCCGCGAAUCCAAAUCCAAGAUCUACGCCUGGCCCGCCUUCACCCUCGGCGCCAUCCUCCCCGAGCUCCCCACCUCCCUCUUCUGCGGCGGCAUCUUUUUCUGCUGCUGGUACUUUGGUGUCGGACUCCCGCUCGGCUUCCCCGCUGGGUAUGUCUUCAUGAUGAUCUGCCUCUUCGAGAUCUUCUACGUCGGCUUCGGACAGUUCAUCGCUGCAAUGGCACCAAACGCCAUGUUCGCUUCCCUCCUCAUUCCGUUCUUCUUCCUCUUCAUCGUCGCCUUCUGCGGCGUCGUCGUCCCGUACCCGGCGCUGCCUAGCUUCUGGAGAAGCUGGAUGUACUGGCUAACCCCCUUCCACUACUACCUCGAAGGCCAGCUCGGCGUUGUCACAAACAACAUCCCCGUCGUCUGCGACGAAUCCGAGUUCGCGCGCUUCCCUCCUCCACCCGGCAUGAGCUGCGCGUCGUACACUGACGAAUUCGUGGCGCGGAUGGGCGGCUAUGUGCAAGUUGGUGCGGGGGGCUUGUGCGAGUACUGCCAGUUUGCGAAUGGGAACCAGUUCGCGAAGGGGUUUAAUGUGUUUUAUCGCCAUCGCUGGCGUGAUUUCGGACUCAUGUGGGUGUAUGAUGGAUUUAACUUCAUUGUAGUGUUCUUUGCGACGUGGAUGUUUUUGGGGGGGGCGAUGAAGAUUAAGAAGGCGUUGAGUCCGAAGGAUAGGAGGAUUGCGAGGGAGCAGAAGAGGGCGGCGGAGAGGUCGAGUGAGGGGUGA